Messenger RNA from Microcebus murinus (gray mouse lemur), 2910 nucleotides. NCBI's taxonomy places the organism in Eukaryota, Metazoa, Chordata, Mammalia, Primates, Cheirogaleidae. The record is from RefSeq and is a predicted model, not a curated record.
CCUCCUAGGCCCGGAACCUUUGCAAACGCUAUUCCCUGGGGCUCUUUUUUGCGGGUCCAAGUGCCGUUUUAUGCGAGUCCGGGAGCUUCGCGGGGCGACAGGCGGCAGAGCCCGGCCAGGGGCUUAGCCGAGGGCUGCGGGCAUGACCUGGACGGCGCGCAACCGCGGGGCCCUCGGGCUGCUGCUGUCGGGGCUCUGCUUGUGUGCGGCUCAAAGAGGUCCCCCUGGCGAGCAGGGUCCCCCUGGGCCUCCAGGGCCCCCCGGGGUUCCGGGCAUUGAUGGCAUUGAUGGUGACCGAGGCCCAAAGGGUCCCCCAGGUCCCCAGGGUCCCGCGGGAGAGCCGGGAAAGCCAGGCGCUCCGGGCAAGCCCGGCACACCCGGAGCUGACGGAUUAACAGGACCUGAUGGAUCCCCUGGCUCCGUUGGACCAAGGGGACAAAAAGGAGAACCUGGUGUACCUGGACCUCGUGGAUUUCCAGGUCGUGGUAUUCCUGGACCCCCUGGGCCUCCUGGGACAGCAGGACUCCCUGGAGAGCUUGGCCGUGUAGGAACUGUUGGUGACCCUGGGAGAAGAGGACCACCUGGGCCCCCCGGCCCCCCAGGACCCAGUGGAGCAAUUGGCUUUCAUGAUGGAGAUCCACUGUGUCCCAAUUCCUGUCCACCAGGCCGCUCAGGAUAUCCAGGCCUACCAGGAAUGAGGGGUCAUAAAGGGGCUAAAGGAGAAAUUGGUGAACCAGGAAGACAAGGACACAAGGGUGAAGAAGGUGACCAGGGAGAACUGGGAGAAGUUGGAGCUCAAGGACCUCCAGGAGCUCAAGGUUUGAGAGGCAUCACCGGCAUAGUUGGGGACAAAGGAGAAAAAGGUGCUCGGGGCUUAGAUGGAGAACCUGGGCCUCAGGGUCUUCCUGGUGUAGCUGGUGAUCAAGGACGGCGAGGACCUCUGGGAGAAGCAGGUCCCAAGGGAGACAGAGGGGCUCAAGGUUCUAGAGGAAUUCCUGGUCCCCCUGGGCCCAAAGGGGACACGGGCUUGCCAGGUGUGGACGGCCGUGACGGGAUCCCUGGAAUGCCUGGAACAAAGGGUCAACCAGGGAAACAUGGGCCUCCUGGUGAUGCAGGAUUGCAAGGAUUACCAGGUGUGCCUGGAAUUCCCGGUGCAAAGGGUGUUGCCGGUGCAAAGGGUACUACAGGUGCUCCAGGGAAGCCUGGUCAGUUGGGAAAUUCAGGCAAACCGGGCCAACAGGGGCCUCCAGGAGAGGUGGGACCCCGAGGACCCCGGGGACUGCCUGGCAAUCGGGGAGAAAUAGGACCCGCAGGAGCCCCAGGCCUACCAGGUAAACUGGGUCCUGUUGGGAGCCCUGGCCUCCCAGGCUUGCCUGGGCCCCCUGGACUUCCAGGAAUGAAAGGUGACAGGGGUGUAGUUGGUGAACCUGGUCCAAAGGGUGAACAGGGACCCUCUGGUGAAGAAGGUGAAGCAGGAAGAAGGGGUGAACUUGGAGAUAUAGGAUUACCUGGCCCAAAGGGAUCUGUGGGUAAUCCUGGGGAACCUGGCUUGAGAGGACCUGAAGGAAUUCGGGGGCUUCCUGGAGUGGAAGGACCAAGAGGACCGCCUGGACCCCGAGGAGUGCAGGGAGAACAAGGUGCCACCGGCCUGCCUGGUGUCGAGGGCCCUCCGGGUAGAGCACCAACAGAUCAGCACAUUAAGCAGGUUUGCAUAAGAGUCAUGCAAGAGCAUUUUGCUGAGAUGGCUGCUAGUCUCAAGCGUCCUGACUCUGGUGUCUCUGGCCUCCCUGGGCGGCCCGGUCCCCCUGGGCCCCCCGGCCCCCCUGGAGAGAAUGGCUUCCCAGGUCAGAUGGGAAUUCGUGGGCUUCCAGGCAUGAAAGGUCCCCCUGGAGCUCUUGGUUUGAGAGGACCAAAAGGUGACUUGGGAGAAAAGGGGGAGCGUGGCCCUCCAGGAAGAGGUCCUAAAGGUUUGCCUGGAGCUACAGGUCUUCCAGGUGACCCAGGCCCUGCCAGCUAUGGGAGAAAUGGCCGGGACGGUGAGCGAGGCCCCCCAGGGGUGGCAGGAAUUCCUGGUGUGCCUGGGCCCCCCGGACCUGCUGGCCCUCCCGGUUUCUGUGAGCCAGCCUCCUGCACCGUGCAGCUGGUCAGCGAGCCUUUAGCAAAGGGCCCGAUCCGUGAAGGGCUUAGUGCUGCAUAAACCACGCCUGGUGAAGGAGCUUGGAGGAGAGACACUACCGGAAGCUGGGGCAAAGAUGACAGUUACCUUCAACAUGAUUACAGAGUCCUACUUGACAAUCAGAUUUAGAAGAAUGGUGCUAUUCAAUAAGUCCUCUUUCUUUCUCUUGGAGGGAAGACAGCGGAGUCAUUGGUUAAUAAAACACACACACAAACCUCCCUUUAAAUAAAUUUAUAAUCCUGUUCCCAGGAUCUUGAACUUUAGUGUGCUAUAUAUAUGUGAUAUGUUGUGGGCCACUGUGCCAAUAAACAAAAACAACUGUUUGGUUUACCUCAGUGGCAGUAAUUAUUUUCAUUUUUUAUUUAGAUGUUCUCAGAUUAUUGUUUCAGUUAUAUUGGAGAUUACUAGACUGGUUAUGAAGAAAUCCCACUACAUUCAAUAGAACUGGUGCUUAAAAUCCCAUCCAUGUGCUUUCUUGGGAGUGGCAAGAAAGGGCUGUGUCAUCUGAAAUGAUUUUCUUAUAUCGCAUGUUAGUUUCCAUCUUCAGCCUGAAUUUUCAUUGAACUGUAUGUACUGCACCCCAAACCUGUUAAUAUUUUGAGCUCUUCUAUGUGAAAACAAGGAAUUUUAAUAUCCUGGCAUUCAUAAAUUUUAUUGAUGAGACUAUUUAUUUUAAAGGUUUGAGGUAACAUCUCUGGUUGUACCAAAGAAAUAAAUAUGGUUUCUGUUAAUCU